CCCCCCCCCGCGUGAGGAGCCAGGAGCCCCAGUGACGUGUUUCCGGUUAACUGUCAAGUUGCGGGGCUCCAGUACAUGUCAGUAGGCGGGACGGGCGCGGACUGGAAACCGACGGACGUUGGCGGGGGGUGAUAACAACUUCCAUCAGACCCAGGUAACACCACGGAUUAUGCUUUUUUGCUUUAGUUUCUUCCACUAUCGUCUUCCCGCCUCGUCGAACCACCGUCCCGACGUUGAUAAAGUUGUAAGGUGCAGUUGUCACCGUGGACCGCUGCGCAUGCCUUCGGCUAAAUUUAUCCCGGAUGGCGAAGUGUGGUAGUGCGGGGAAGUUGAGACGCGUCGGUUGCCUUGGGAUUAACUCGUGUACACGAACGUCAACGGGAGAAACAGGAUCAAACGAAAAAUAAUUCUUCCACAGUUUGUAAAUCUGAAGUACCCAGGACCGAGUCGUACUACGGCCGUGAAGAGACAUGUCUUUUAUAUUUGACUGGAUCUACAGGGGCUUCAGCAGUGUCCUACAACUAUUAGGGUUGUACAAGAAGAGUGGCAAGCUGGUGUUCCUCGGACUAGACAACGCUGGGAAGACAACACUCCUGCACAUGCUCCGAGACGACCGGCUGGGGCAGCAUGUGCCGACCCUACAUCCAACAUCUGAGGAGUUGACCAUAGCCGGAAUGACCUUCACCACGUUUGACCUCGGAGGUCAUACACAAGCACGAAGGAUCUGGAAGAACUACCUCCCAGCCAUCAAUGGUAUCGUCUACAUGGUGGAUUGCGCCGAUCAUGAGCGACUAGCAGAAGCCAAGAUUGAACUGGAUGCCCUGUUAACAGAUGAAACCACCUCCAAUGUGCCCGUUCUCAUCCUGGGGAAUAAGAUAGACCGUCCAGAGGCCAUCAGUGAAGACGGACUGAGGGGCAUGUUUGGUCUUCAUGGACAUACGACCGGAAAGGGCAAAGUGUCCCUGAAGGAGCUGAACUUGAGGCCAAUGGAGGUUUUCAUGUGCAGCGUGCUAAAGAGACAAGGAUACGGAGAUGGUUUCCGCUGGCUCUCUCAGUACAUCGACUGAUUCACGCUCUUUGCAUGAACCUUAACCAGACUUACCGUGCUGCAUGUGUGCGCAUACAAAAACCUGUUCCACACAAAACUACCUGCCAUAGAGAAAUAUGAUAUACUAUAUUUAGGACUUUGACUGUGCCAGUGUUAGUGAGUCACCUGUAUGUCAGACUGUAUCAAUUAUACCACCGCUUGUCAAAUUAUCAUCCAUUAUUAUUCAGAUUGGUUAAGUGAUAUUCGUGCCAUGGUUUCUACAUUCACUUGAAUCCUGUUGGGAAUUCAGUCUGCCAUGUAGAACAUGUCCUCGCCGUGAACCAGUUUCUGACCUGGGCUUAUUUUUAGGCGCCGGUGUUGACUUACAGUGAAGGUCAUUCGGUGUCAUUCUGUGCUUGGAGUUGCUCUUCCUUGAUUGAGAACGAAAGAAAGUGUGUUGGCACAGAUAUAACAUUAUGUCUUUAUAUUUAUCCAAUUUCUUUCAGAGUAAUAGGCAUCUUGAGUUGCCAUCUCUUUAUCUCAGAACAGAAUAGUUUUCAUGUAAAGUUCUGCGGUGAUUUGUUGAUGAGAAAAGUGUUGAUACAGUAGCCUGCUACCUCUAAGGAUGACAUUUUAUGCUGAUUGCAUGAUUUUUUUUAUUUUUUUUUAAUCAAUGAAGGGUUUACCACUACAGGCCAAUGAUAUAAAUGUGACCACAAGUGCAUUAUAUGACAAACUACUACUAGUCCAGUGUGAGGAUGCUAAACUACCUGUUUUCAAGAUGGUUACUUGCUGUGACAUGACUUGAGUACUUUGUGAUUAGUCGCUGCUCACAACGUGCAGUGAUAUUAUGAGAGUACUUGGGCGGUGCUUAAAAAUAGGGCACGCAAAAUGCUAUGCAUGAAAUCACCUGUUAGUGCAAUAUUAUAAUUUUUUUGUAUAUAAGCUGUUAUUUAUACUUUGCAAUAAAAGUUGGCUUCCCUUAUUACGUCAAGCAUUGUGCUCUGAAGUAAUAAAUCUGUUACAAAAGGGCAGGUUACAUUGUUAUUGAACAUGUGUGAAGUUUGAGAAUAAUAAAUAUUUUUGACAACUGUUA
Messenger RNA from Scophthalmus maximus (turbot), 2123 nucleotides. It is a transcript of the gene sar1ab, whose product is annotated as secretion associated, Ras related GTPase 1Ab. Gene Ontology annotation, molecular function: GTPase activity; GTP binding. Bases 471 to 1067 code for a protein of 198 amino acids. Gene Ontology annotation, cellular component: COPII vesicle coat; endoplasmic reticulum exit site. Gene Ontology annotation, biological process: membrane organization; intracellular protein transport; vesicle organization. The transcript has 7 exons. NCBI's taxonomy places the organism in Eukaryota, Metazoa, Chordata, Actinopteri, Pleuronectiformes, Scophthalmidae. The record is from RefSeq and is a predicted model, not a curated record.